CAAAUUUUUAAAAACAAACCCUACACUGUCUCUCACACUAUAAGUAUCACUCUUACCCUCAUUUCUCGUUUUCACCCAUUCGCGAUCGCACCCUUUCUCUGAUUCUCAUCCUCCAAUCCUCUUCUUUCACUGUGUUUUGUUGAGUUUUUUUCUGUAGAGAAUGGGAAAAGAGAAGAGUCACAUCAACAUCGUCGUUAUCGGCCAUGUCGACUCUGGCAAGUCGACCACCACCGGCCACCUCAUCUACAAGCUUGGAGGGAUCGACAAGCGUGUGAUUGAGAGGUUCGAGAAGGAGGCUGCUGAGAUGAACAAGCGUUCAUUCAAGUACGCCUGGGUUCUCGACAAGCUCAAGGCAGAGCGUGAGCGUGGUAUUACCAUUGACAUCGCCCUGUGGAAGUUUGAGACCACUAAGUACUACUGCACUGUGAUCGAUGCACCUGGUCAUCGUGAUUUCAUCAAGAACAUGAUCACUGGUACCAGCCAGGCUGACUGUGCUGUUCUGAUCAUCGAUUCCACCACUGGUGGUUUUGAGGCUGGUAUCUCCAAGGACGGCCAGACCCGUGAGCAUGCUCUGCUUGCUUUCACCCUUGGUGUUAGGCAGAUGAUCUGCUGUUGCAACAAGAUGGAUGCAACGACCCCAAAAUACUCCAAGGCUAGGUAUGAUGAAAUUGUGAAGGAGGUUUCAUCCUAUUUGAAGAAGGUUGGUUACAACCCUGAGAAGAUCGCAUUUGUACCAAUUUCUGGUUUUGAGGGAGACAACAUGAUUGAGAGGUCCACCAACCUUGAUUGGUACAAGGGACCCACCCUGCUUGAGGCUCUGGACCAGAUCAAUGAGCCAAAGAGACCCUCUGACAAGCCUCUCAGGUUGCCACUUCAGGAUGUCUACAAGAUUGGUGGUAUUGGAACUGUUCCAGUUGGUCGUGUAGAGACUGGUAUCCUCAAGCCUGGUAUGGUCGUGACCUUUGCCCCCACUGGACUCCAGACUGAGGUUAAGUCUGUGGAGAUGCACCAUGAGUCUCUCCCUGAGGCUCUCCCUGGUGACAAUGUUGGUUUCAAUGUUAAGAAUGUUUCUGUGAAGGAGUUGAAGCGUGGCUUUGUUGCUUCUAACUCAAAGGAUGAUCCUGCUAAGGAGGCUGGAAGCUUCACCUCUCAAGUCAUCAUCAUGAACCAUCCUGGCCAGAUUGGCCAAGGUUAUGCUCCAGUCCUUGACUGCCACACCUCACACAUUGCUGUCAAGUUUGCUGAGCUCCAGACCAAGAUUGAUAGGCGUUCUGGCAAAGAGCUCGAGAAGGAGCCCAAGUUUCUUAAGAAUGGUGAUGCUGGUAUGGUGAAGAUGAUUCCCACAAAGCCAAUGGUUGUUGAGACUUUUGCUGAGUACCCUCCACUUGGUAGGUUUGCUGUGAGGGACAUGCGUCAAACUGUUGCUGUUGGUGUGAUCAAGAGCGUUGAGAAGAAGGAUGCUUCUGCUAAGAUCACUAAAUCUGCUGCGAAGAAAGCUGGCAAAUGAACCGUGCGGGUUCAGCAUGCUUUUACAUCUAUGAUUAUGAAUAAAUGUUUCGUCAGCUAUGUCUCUGGCGGAACUACCUUAAGUAUCUUGUUUAGUGUUUGGUGUCGUAGGUUGUUGCUACCUCUGUACAGUACUCAGUCUCAGAAUUGGGUGCUUGAUAGACGGUGGCGAUGCUAGCAUUUGAUUUCUCGGUCGUGUUCAGUUUUAAACUUCGAUGAUUUGGUUUUCUGGUUAAACUUGUUUCGUUUAUAAAUCUAUCUUUUAUUAUUUUUA
Arachis stenosperma is the source of this 1780-nucleotide messenger RNA. Its product is annotated as elongation factor 1-alpha-like. NCBI's taxonomy places the organism in Eukaryota, Viridiplantae, Streptophyta, Magnoliopsida, Fabales, Fabaceae. Gene Ontology annotation, molecular function: GTP binding; GTPase activity; translation elongation factor activity. Gene Ontology annotation, biological process: translational elongation; translation. The coding region runs from base 161 to 1507 and encodes 448 amino acids. The record is from RefSeq and is a predicted model, not a curated record. The transcript is spliced from 3 exons.